AGCUGCCUGUGCCCGGUUCUAAGGAAGGAAGGAGUGGUAAGAGGGAAAAUGCAGACGGAGGAGGAGACGGCCACCGCUGAAGAGCCCAUUUUGGAGGACGGGUCAGGACGAGAGCAGCAGCGGCCAGUCCAGCAGUCUCUGGCCUCCUCCCUGUGUCGGGAGUCCCAUUGGAAGUGCCUCCUCCUGACCCUCCUCAUGUACGGCUGCUUUGCCACGCUCGCCUGGUGCGCCCUCUGUCGCGUUCCCGUUCUCGGCUCCUCCUCCAUAUCUCUCGGUGCUGACGACGAUGCCACCUCGGCCGCCUACUAUAAUGACAUCCUGCACCUGGAGAGUCCGUGCUCCAGCGGCUACGUCUACAUCCCCCUGGCCUUCCUGGCGAUGCUGUAUGUGGUUUACUUGGUGGAGUGUUGGCACUGCUUCUCCAAGACGGCCAUGUUGGCUCAUGCUGAAUUCCAGGAAGUGUACGAGCGUGUGCAGAGACUGCAGCAGGCCACGCCCUGCAUCUGGUGGAAGGCCAUCAGCUAUCACUACGUGAGGAGGACCAGACAGGUGACGAGGUACCGCAACGGAGACGCAUAUACGACCACACAGGUGUACCAUGAGCGGGUGAACACUCACGCCUCCAGUUCAGAGUUUGACUACGGCCGCUACGGUGUCAAAGACGUAUCAAAGGAGCUGCUGGACCUGCAGCUGCACCCUGCUGUUCGCCUCCGCUUCACCAAGUGUUUCAGCUUCUCCAGUGCACGUGCUGAAGCUGCCUACCUCACCCAGCGAGCACGCUUCUUCGGGGAGAACGAGGGUCUGGACGACUACAUGGAGGCCAGGGAAGGAAUGCACCUGAAGAACGUGGAUUUCCGUGAACACAUCCUGGCGUUCCCAGAUCCUACUCACCAGCCCUGGUUCUCUCGGCACCGGGUGUUCUGGCUGGCUUCUGCUUUCCUCGUGUCGUGGCCGCUGCGCGUUGUGUCGGAAUAUCGCACAGCGUAUGUCCAUUACCAUGUGGAGAAGCUGUUCGGGGAGGACGAGGAUGGAGGAAGAGGGGAUGGGGUUGAAGGAGGGACUGAGAAUGGAAUCCACCCCGGAGUCAAUGGGACGAGUUACAGAGCCAUCUCUCGGGUCAACACGGUGGACAUGACAGAAUUGGAGUGGCACAUCCGCUGUAACCAACAGAUGGUCCCGAGCUACUCUGAAGCCCUCCUUAUGGACAUGGACAUGAGCGGGGGGACAAACCCAACCGCCUCUACGCCCAUCUCCGGGCCUACAAGUUCCACCCCGCCUCCUCUAGCUCUGCCUGUCGUGUUCAACUCGGCUUACCUCCUGCAGAGCUGCCCCCGCUGUCGCAGAACCACUUCCAGUUCCAGUCUUCCCUCUAGGCUGAGGGCCCCCAUGGGAACCACAGCCCUCCUGAACGCUACCGUGGCGGGUAUCAGGGCAGCGGGGCAGGGAGGCGGAGGUAUCGGAGGAAGGUUGGUGCUCAGUCGGAGCGGAUUCUCUCUAGGGAGACUUGCAGGAGGCCGCCAGAACAGCCUGUUUCAUUCAAGAAGCAUGGGCGGAGGACUAGGAGGGAGUAGGGAAGAUGGAGGUGGGGGAGGAGGAGGUGGAGGUGGAGGAUUCCUUGGUUUAGGUUCAAGACAGGACAACGAGGAGACCAGAGGAGUGCUCGAAGGAGAAGGGGAUGACGACGAGGAGGAGGAAGAGGAGGAGGAGCAGCAGCAGCAGCAGCAGCAGGAGGAAGAGGCGGUGGUGAUGAGAAGGGAACAGGGAAGAGGAGGCAGAGAGAGGGAUGAUGAAGCAGAGCAAGACAGUGCAGGGGGAGGCGAGGUGAGGGAGGGCGAUGGGGGAGGGAGGGAGCGUCCUCCAUCCUAUCAGGACGCAUUCUUCUUUCCCGUCCUCAUUAUACACGGAGAGGAGAGCUGCCAUGGUGGAGACGACAUGUGACGAUCAAAAAAACAGACACAUUAAGAGCAAGAAAGUCUGUGCAGGGGCCGAGUGAGAUGAAAGAACGCGCUGAACACAAAGAAAAGACUGGAUCUGAGAGAAUGAGGGAAAUUAGAUAUGACAGAAUGAAUGAAAUGAGAACAGAAUGAGGUUGAAUGGAAAGAGUUGGUUGACGGCAUAACAACCACAGAAAGAUGAAAGGAUUCAGUCAGAACAAAGAAUUUAAGAGAUAAGAACAGAUGUACGAGCGAAUUACCGAGGGGAGAGAGGAGAGAGGAGAGAGGUGGUGAUGGAUAGACAUAUGGUUGAGAAUGUACUGUAAGAAGGGAGGAAACACCGGUUCAGAAGGAGAGGAGAUCUGAUAGGGAGUGCAUCAGUGAGAUAAUGUGGAGUCUGAUGAUACGCUCACACCAAACGUGAAGUGAAGUUAUCAUUCGUCGUGAAUAUGCAAAGUUGGAAUUAUUCAACUCGACAAGAGAAAUUUGCACCAAAGUCUAUCAGCGUUAACAAUGUUAACAUAUCUCUGAUCGAUCCAAACUCCAUUCAGAAAACCAGUAUUUUAAAAGUAGUUUGCUUGUCGCCAUGCGGACAAAACUUGAGCCACAAAUCGGCAUCAUGAUGUCGUUGUUUCGGCAUCUUUUUUUUAUCCUUUCUCUAAUUAUGUCGCAGCACAAUCUGUAUAUUUUGGGUUCAUACCGCUGCAGUAAACCAGAUUCAUUCACACAUUCGAAUAAACACAGAUGAUCCCGCUCUAAAACACGCUUGAGUAACGCAAGCCGAAUAUUUGUAACGCGUUUGGUGUGAACGCAGCAUUUUGGAAAUCUUUGGAAUUGUAGACCAAGAUU
Molecule: messenger RNA, 2783 nt
Organism: Cottoperca gobio
Lineage: Eukaryota; Metazoa; Chordata; Actinopteri; Perciformes; Bovichtidae
Product: transmembrane protein 151A
Exons: 7
Coding region: 49-1938 (629 amino acids)
Source: RefSeq, a predicted model, not a curated record